This is a messenger RNA of Moneuplotes crassus, 1356 nucleotides long. The record is from the annotation of a GenBank genome assembly. Lineage: Eukaryota; Ciliophora; Spirotrichea; Euplotida; Euplotidae.
AUGAAGGCAGACUCCCAAGAUAAAAGCUAAAUCUCAAGGCCGUCAAAGACGAUUGGCCUCCUUGUUAUUAAUGAAUGAUGGACAAAUGCUAGGAAUCGGACAUGAAGACCUGUUUAUGAAAUUCCCACCCGGGAAGCCUUUCAUUGCACCCUGGAGUAUCUCUCAAUGGCAUCCGAACAACAUGGAGAUCAAGAUAAUCCCAGUCCUACUUAUAAUUUUCGAUUACUUUGACAUGGAAGAUCUCGACAAGCUGUCACAUGUCUGUAAGCUAUUUUGCAACGUGGCUACCAUGGACUGCCUUUAUCAGAAAUUCGAGGUGAUGGUAGACACAGGUUCGGACAUUUCCUCUUCGAGUUCGUCGAAUAAUGACAUCACCUACCAUUUUAUCGAUGAAGAAAAAGUUCAAUUCAAGAAUGGCAAAAUCCGGAGUGAACGCAAGACCAGUAUCAAAAUAAUAGAAGAGCUUGACACCCUAAACCCAGCCAUUAACACCAGACAACCUGCCAAACCAAGAGUUAGUGUCAUUAAAGGAGCUGUAUUCCAAGGAAUUCCAGAGGAAGAAAGCGAAUGGGGCGAUAUCCAAUCUGAAGCAGAGGAAGAACAUGCAAAAAGUAAAAAUAUCCAAGACAUACUGAACGAGUUUCGAGAGGGAGCUGAAAUUAGAACUAUUGAGAAGCGACAAAACAAUCGUCCGAGCGAAUUUGCCCGGCUUGAUAGUAUGAAUUCUAAGAAAAUUUUUAAACAAUGAAGUGAUAGGCUUAACCAUACACAUGUUUUCUCCGAAGCAAUGGGGGAUGCAUACACUGACUCUCAACAUAUCAACGAUGUAAUGAUGACAAUCGGUUCAAGAGAACUAGCUUGCUCUCCCUACAACAUUGAUAAAGUUCGGAUGAAGCAAAAUCAUAAAGAAGGAAGUAUUUAUCAGUUCCAAAAGAAGGAGUCCAGUAUUUCGACAACUACUGAUAAUUAUAUGCACAAGACUGAUAGGGAAGGCUCUAUUUUGAGUCUAAGACGUCCUUCAAGUUAUGCUUCUAGUAAUAAAAUGCCAAAGGUUGCGAGGAAGCGUAACACUUUCAUCAUCAGGCCAGACCUACUCAAUAAAAUUUCCAAACUAGCUCCAAAGAAAAGUGUCAACUCUUUCAGGAAGGAAUCUACUUUGCAAAGUAUUCAAGAGCAUCCUAGCGAGGAUAAAAUUGGUGAUUUCAGUGGAGCUUCACAGAAUUUGAAACCCAAGAAUUUUUUGAAACAGAAGCGAUAUUCCGUAUAUCCGAUGGACCGCAACAAGUUAGGCCAGUUUAAUCACCUAAACCUACUUCAGAUGAUCCAAAAUCCUCGGAGAUAAAUAAUAAUUUUUAG